Molecule: messenger RNA, 3259 nt
Organism: Phaethon lepturus (White-tailed tropicbird)
Lineage: Eukaryota; Metazoa; Chordata; Aves; Phaethontiformes; Phaethontidae
Gene: ADAM22
Product: ADAM metallopeptidase domain 22
Exons: 28
Biological process (GO): proteolysis
Cellular component (GO): postsynaptic density membrane
Molecular function (GO): metalloendopeptidase activity
Source: RefSeq, a predicted model, not a curated record
UGACCUGCUGUCUUCUGAAUAUCUUGAGAGGCAUAUCGAGCAAGGUGGGAAGACAGUGGAAGUUAAAGGGGGUGAACAUUGCUAUUAUCAGGGAGAAAUUCGAGGAAAUCCUGUAUCAUUUGUUGCCUUGUCAACAUGCCAUGGAUUACAUGGGAUGUUCUAUGAUGGAAAUCAUACUUACCUUAUUGAGCCAGAUGAAAACUACACUUCAGAUGAUGACUUCCAUUUCCACUCUGUUUACAAAUCCAAGUUGUUUGAAUUUCCUUCGGAUGACCUGCCAUCUGAAUUCUGGCAAAUGAAUACUACAUCACAGAAGUUUGUUGUAAAGCCAAGACAUAAAAGAAGUAAAAGGCAGGUUCGUCAGAUUCCACGUAAAGUUGAAGAGGAGACAAAAUACAUUGAGUUAAUGAUUGUAAAUGAUCAUCUAAUGUGUAAAAAGCAUCGUUUGUCAGUUGGCCAUACAAACAGCUAUGCUAAAUCGGUUGUGAACAUGGCAGAUUUAAUAUAUAAAGAACAACUUAACACCAGGAUAGUAUUGGUUGCCAUGGAAACCUGGGCUACUGAUAACAAGUUCACCAUAUCUGAAAACCCCUUGGUGACCCUACGUGAGUUUAUGAAAUAUAGGAGGGAUUUUAUCAGAGAGAAAAGUGACGCAGUUCACCUUUUUUCGGGGAGUCGAUUUCAGAGCAGUCGGAGUGGUGUAGCCCACACGGGUGGAAUCUGCUCCUUGCUUAAAGGCGGAGGUGUGAAUGAGUUUGGAAAGCCAGACUUAAUGGCAGUUACCCUGGCACAGACCUUGGCCCAAAACAUUGGCAUUUUCUCAGACAGAAGAAAACUUCUAAGUGGUGAAUGUAAGUGUGAGGACACAUGGUCUGGAUGCAUAAUGGGAGACACGGGGUACUAUCUUCCUAGCAAGUUCUCCAAGUGUGAUAUUGAAGAGUAUCAUGAAUUUUUAAACAAUGGAGGUGGAGCCUGCCUUUUCAAUAAACCAACCAAACUUCUGGAUCCUCCAGAAUGUGGCAAUGGCUUUGUGGAAGAUGGAGAAGAGUGUGACUGUGGGACGAUAGCAGAGUGUGCCAGUGAAGGAGGAGAAUGCUGCAAUACUUGCACCCUGACGGCAGGCUCUCAGUGCAGCAACGGGCUUUGCUGUCGGAAGUGCCGGUUUGAACCUAAAGGAGUUUUGUGCCGAGAAGCGGUGAAUGAUUGUGAUAUUGCAGAGAACUGCACAGGAAAUUCCAGUCAGUGUUCUCCCAAUAUUCAUAAAAUGGAUGGAUAUUCAUGUGACAACAAGCAGGGUAUUUGUUUUGGAGGAAGAUGUAAAACCAGGGACCGGCAGUGUAAAUAUAUAUGGGGUGAAAAAGUGACAGCUGCUGACAGGUACUGUUAUGAGAAGCUCAAUAUUGAAGGGACUGAGAAAGGAAACUGUGGAAGGGACAAGGACUCUUGGAUACAGUGCAAUAAACAGGAUGUGCUUUGUGGAUACCUUCUGUGCUCCAAUAUAUCCAGUGUGCCCAGACUUGGAGAACUUGAUGGUGAGAUCACAUCGUCAAUCUUGCAGUUCGGAAAAGUCUACAAUUGCAGUGGUGGCCAUGUGAAGCUCGAUGAGGAGACAGACCUGGGCUAUGUGGAGAACGGGACACCGUGCGGGCCAAACAUGGUGUGCCUUGAGCAUCGCUGCCUCCCCACUGAGGCCUUCAACUUCAGUACCUGCCCAGGCACCACAGACAGCCAAAUUUGUUCAGGACAUGGGGUUUGCAGCAAUGAAAUAAAGUGUGUUUGUGACCGAUUCUGGGGAGGAGAUGACUGCAGUUCUCGCAUCAAAGAUGAUACAUUUUUUUAUAAAGAUGCCAUCAAUAAAGGUGUUGUUAGCACAAAUAUAAUAAUAGGGGCUAUUGCUGGCACCAUUUUAGUGUUGGCUCUCGUUUUAGGAAUAACUGGUUGGGGUUACAAAAACUACAGAAGACAGAGACAAAUACCCCAGGGAGAUUAUGUAAAAAAGCCUGGAGAGGCCGACUCUUUUUAUAGCGACAUGCCUCCUGGAGUCAGCACAAACUCUGCAUCUAGUUCUAAGAAGAGGUCUGCUUUUCUGUCGCAUUUUCAGAUUUCUACCUGUUCCAUCACCCAUUAUUCCAUUAGUCAGAACAUUUCAUUGUUUUGCAGCAGGUCAAAUGGAUUAUCUCAUUCCUGGAGUGAAAGGAUCCCAGACACAAAACACAUUUCAGACAUUUGUGAAAAUGGGAGGCCUAGGAGUAAUUCUUGGCAAGGUAAUAUAGGAGGAAACAGAAAGAAAGUCAGAGGCAAAAGAUUUAGGCCACGUUCUAAUUCAACUGAGACACUGUCUCCUGCAAAGUCUCCAUCUUCGUCCACUGGAUCUAUCGCUUCCAGCAGAAAAUACCCUUACCCGAUGCCGCCACUUCCUGAUGAGGAGAAAAAAGCCAACAGGCAAAGUGCCAGGCUAUGGGAGACAUCCAUUUAGCUGCACUGUUUUCCUGGGGUGACAUCAGAACUGUUUACUUCGAAUUUUAUAGAAACUCAGCAUCACUGAGUCAUUGCACAUUCAUCUGCUCUUCAGACAGUUUGAAAGAUCAGCAGAGAUCACAGCGAGGACCUCCUCUCAUCUGGAAGGGGGAAAAAAGCAGUCUUCUUUCUUUCUUUCUUUUUUCUUGACUGGUAUUUUAUGGAUUUGAUGAACAACCAAAAUCAUAACAGUUAACAGGAUAAUUAGCCUGGACGUGUGGCAAGACUGUUCCGCAUGAUGACAGAUACACUUACCUAGAAUCCCAGCUGCAGUCCGUUUGCCAGUCCCACAUAAGAGAGGUUUUUCCCUGGUUUAAUACAGUCCCAAGUCAGACCAGAGUUGAACUGGGAAUGCGCCUCCUGGAGAGCCCAGCCGAUGUAAACGUGUACGCUGUAUGCAUGAACCUUGUGUUCUUUACUUUCCACAUGUAAGGGAUAAACAACAUACUGUAGUAGAAAUUAGCAUGCAGGAGUAAGAAAUACAGGAUUUUUUUGUGACAGGAUUUCAAGCUUUGGAAGGCAACUAUAUGACAUAAACGUCAAACAAACAAGGAUUAUAUCUUUUUUUUUAACCUUACAUGUUUAUAGUCUCAGUAUACAGAUUGUAUAUAUGUAAACAUUUGAUAAUGUCAAAAAUAGCUGUUAUACAUAAGUGUAUUUUGCCAAAUGCCUAAAGAAACAGUCAUGACUAACAUCACACUUCAAAUUUUCUAAUAUUACGAGCAGACAACUUUGGAAAUAC